Molecule: messenger RNA, 1641 nt
Organism: Cyclocybe aegerita
Lineage: Eukaryota; Fungi; Basidiomycota; Agaricomycetes; Agaricales; Hemipholiotaceae
Source: the annotation of a GenBank genome assembly
AUGUACAGUAGCCGCAAUAUGCACCCUGAGCUACCUCUAGACAUCCUCUUCACCAUAUUCUCCCACCUUCCCGUCUCAAGAAGUAGACUUGAACUAGGCCCGCGAACCUUAGCAUCCUGCCUCCAGACCAACUCUCAGUUUCGAGAUGCCGCCUCUCUCCCCUUGUUAUGGAAGCCUCACUACCAUAUCCGGUAUGAGCAUAGCGACCAAAAACGCGAGAGGGCACGCCGGAACGCAGUGCAAGAUAACAACUGGCAACUCUUGUACUCGGAGCGCCGGCGUUUGGACUGCAAGACCAUGCGACUUCUAGACGAAGUGGUGUCCAACAGAGUUACUCGUCAAGCGCAAGCUGAACUGGUUGUCGAGCUUGCGAUGGACGUAUGGGAUGCCUUGGAACUGGAAUCCGAGUGCCCUGUUCCCGCUCCUUUUGCCGACACUGAAUUUGAAAAUGGCAGCUGCAUCCCGGAUCACGCUAUCACACGACGUUUCUGGGCCAAAUCUCUCCUUGACACCAUCUCUCGAGGACACGCUGUCUCAAUAUGGAGGAGGUUCUGGGAACAUUCUGGGGGUCCUUCCUUUGAGGAAACGAUGACACCAAUAUCAUGCUUCUUAGGGUGCUCAGAAAAGAGAAUCACUGCUCAGUUGGAUGAUCUCGCGAACCGGUGUCGAAAAGACCUGGAAAACAAGGGUAUUGUCGUGAAUUCAGGUGAUCCUGGCUACAAUCUUGCCUCUUUGUGUAGAGGUAUCUGGUUGUUCAUGCGUGAGGAUGGCUUCUCUGCUCCGUCCAAACAAGAAUAUCAAGAUAUUCUAAAUAAUUUUCCACACGCAUCAUUGACCACGAAGAAGCGGACCAUCCCCAUUUCCCUGGCGCAUAUCUAUGCCGCCAUCGGCACUCGUCUUGGGAUCGAUGUUUCUCCUGUUAAUUUCCCAGGCACUGUUCUGGCUCAUGUCCUUCCUCGAGAACCUGGCGCCGAGCCUCUUAUAAUCAACGCAUCAGCCUCUCAACCGCAACAAGCUGUCGGUAACUUAUCCAUCGCAGACCCAGUUCCUGCCUGGAAUGCCAUGCAUGGCUAUUCGAACAUUCGUGAAUUUUUGGUCCCAUGCAGCGGCCAACUAAUGUUGUUGCGGGCAUCCAACAAUAUAUUGUCAUCCUUGAUGUCCGUCGCGGAUGUUCCUCGAUAUGUCGUUCGGCCGGCAGUCUUAUUCGCUGUCACCACACACCUGCUGUUUCAGGCGGACGAAAGAACUCUGAGGCGGUUGAUGUCAGAGGUGAAGCUCCAACCACUGGAUUGCAUUUUCAUGCGCAAGGAGCUGGCGCCGUGCCUCGUAGAAAGAUGCGCCGCCCUGUUGAAAGCUCACAUCGAUUUUGCGUUGGAAGAGGAGGCUGCGGACGAAAGCAAUCGGCGAACGCCUAAUGGACCAAAAUAUUUCGUUGGUAUGGGCUUUUACCACAUUCUUUAUGGUUAUUUUGGUUUUAUCUGGGGUUGGACUAAAAAUUGCGUCGCAACCGAGGAAUGGAUUGUCCAUAUGAAGAUGACGGAUCCCAACGAUACUUCCCUCUUUACUUUGAGGGCGUGGAAUUUCCUGCUGAACCUGGAAAGGGAGUGGACUGCCGCGAGGGAAGAGGAAGAUUGCUUCUGA